Dissoconium aciculare CBS 342.82 is the source of this 966-nucleotide messenger RNA. RefSeq lists its product as uncharacterized. The record is from RefSeq and is a predicted model, not a curated record. Bases 97 to 894 code for a protein of 265 amino acids. Lineage: Eukaryota; Fungi; Ascomycota; Dothideomycetes; Mycosphaerellales; Dissoconiaceae. The transcript has 2 exons.
UGCUCGUGCCAGGUCAACAUACACGAUGGAACAGAUCUGCCACCAUUUCUGUCUCGGAUUCGCUUCAGCACGCUCCAGCGGAAUUGAUCAACUGGGAUGAGAACUCGUGAUUGCUCUAGUCUGAUGCUACCUUCUAGAUUAAGCAUCAUUCCGAUAUUGGCUGCCCAACUCGCGCGCGCUCUGUGCCCCACAAACACACACGUCGUUGAUUACACUUCGGUGCUACUGCACAUCCGGACAGCUACACCGGCGAGAACUCUUGAAUACGAACAUGUUCCUGCAUGCCGACUUCACGAGCGCGCACGCUGCGAUAGCACUCAUCAAAGGAAUGUGCAAGGAUUAUAUCCUUCGCAUCAUCGCAUGAUAAAUCGCGCGCUCAAAUCGUCAGCGGGCAGUGGUCCGAAAUGGCAAUGCCCUCCAUGCGACCGCUCUCGUAGCUAUCUUGACAGGCCAGAGAAUCUAUCCGAAAGCGAGUCAAUCGCGAUAAGGGCCUCAGAACGAUGGAACACCAAGCAUGAUCACUCUGCUCGAUUUAUGUGUGCACCUUUCAUCACGGGCAAAAGGCUCAAAGAGGCAUACAUGUCUGCAUUUCGCCAACAUGAGGGUUCUCUCGUUUCGCUUUCCGAAGGCGUCAGCCCUGCAGCGGGCGUGCAGGUGGUCUACAACGGGAACAAGGCCCUGAGUACAGCAUAUACCGGGUCAAUUGAUCAUCGGGGAUCAUCACAUAUUGGUACAUGCGACUCGUGGGCAAGGAGACAAAGCCAUGCCCUGGAACGUGAUUUCAAGCACGUGCUUGUGUCUUGGGUAAGUAUCCUCACGUCACUGUCACCACCACAGGUGCACGAACAUCGGACAUAUUGGAAGGUGAGUCACGUGCUUCUUCUCAAGAAGUGACCAAAUAGACAUUACCGGCCUUACAUCUCACGGUGUUGCAUACCACUACAUGACAUAUUGAAAGAUGGGUCA